AUGUUUCCCGCUGGUUUCUUCUUUUUGCAUUCUAUUUAUUACUACGCCACUCAAGCUCUGAUGGGCAUCGGCUUUGCCAUGUACUACGCUGGACAGGGCUUCUAUAUGUCGGAACACUCAACUAAAUCUACCAUAUCCAGAAAUUCUGCUCUAGUGAGUGCUAUUGGAAACUGCAGUAUGCUCAACGGCGGAAUAAUCAUGGCUCUUAUAUUUUACCUUAGAAGAAAGAGCGAUAACCUUAUUGAUGUGGUUAAAGACGUCGAAGGACCCAGCUACCGAGAUUUCUCAAAUAAGGAGAUUUACUUAAUUCACGGAGUUCUUUUGGUCUUUUCCUUUACCUCGAAUAUUAUCUUUGCCUCGCUACCCACAAAAAGGAUCAGUGACCGUGAACAAUUCGAAAAUGUCGACAAAGCAACCUUUCGUACUCAGCUGUCCAAUAUUCUCGAUUGCGCCAAAGAACGAAGAUUGGUACUGCUAGCUGCAUUCUUCGCAUUUUACGGCCUCCAUGUUUCUUAUUUUCUCGGAGCCUACCCUACCACAUUCGCCUUCACAAAAAUACUUUCUACAAAUGUCUAUCUUCCCGCCUAUUACAGUUUUAUGUUAGGAGUAGGAAACGUUAUAGCUGGCGGUUAUAUAGCUUUCUUCAACACGAGGUUCAGCAAUUUUGGUCUCAUACCUUCUAUGGCAACCGAAGUUGUGCUCAGUAUUGCUAUGUACUUGUUGACCUUUGCCACUACUGCUAAUCUGUCAACUAUCCAAACAACCGAUGACACAUCAACAUGGAUUACACCAUCAGUUGCUACCUGCUGUAUGCUCGGAUUGUUGAAUGGUAUGAUUAACUGCUGCUCAUGCACAAUGCGUGCACUUAUCUGCACCAUCGCUAUUCCACGUAAGAGACUUCAGGCGUACUCUUUAGCCAAGCUUUAUCAGUCGGCCGCAUCUUGCGCCGCAUACUUCUUGUCACCGCAGUUGACCGUACGAGCGUGGAUAUUCGUUAUGGCAGGAAUUCAACUCUUCUCAGCCACUGGCUUCGUUCUAGUUUCGAAGCAAAUCCUGAGGGACGAGGUUAAGAACAAACUCCAACCGAAACACGUCAUCAACAAAAUCAAACCGUCAGCUUGA
Messenger RNA from Cylicocyclus nassatus, 1122 nucleotides. The record is from the annotation of a GenBank genome assembly. NCBI's taxonomy places the organism in Eukaryota, Metazoa, Nematoda, Chromadorea, Rhabditida, Strongylidae.